UAUAAAAUUGAGUAUACGUAUAAAACGAUAAACAAACAAGAAAAAUAAAAAUACGGCGUGGAAAGAUUAUUUGACUGACAAGAUUUAAAAAAAAAAAAUAAAAAUCUUUGAUAUCGUAACUAAAAAACAUUGAAUUGCUUAUGAAUAGUUCUACCCCAAGGAAGCAAAGUGUCCAACUUUAAAAAAAAGUUAAUUAUAUCAUGCAUUGGUACAUCUUAAAGAGACAAGCAAUGCCAUUUUUACUGAAUAAAUCAAAUAAUAAUACUUCAGUCAAGAGGUUACUGAAUGUAUCUAUGAGACAUGCUCAUAACAAUAAAGAUGGACAGGAUCCUCAUGGAUUUGAAAAAUCAAGUAUUACCCAAGUGGCAAACUAUUGGCAGGAACGUUUUGAAAAUGAAGGAGUCACGGAGUCCAAGGAAUCCAUUGAACAUAUUAUCUUUCACAUUUUAGGUACAAGAAAGAUCAAAAACUUAGCAAGUUUAAAUGAGAAAAGAUUAAACCCAGAUCAGUUGCAAAAAUUGGAUCUUUUGUGCAACUGUAGAUUAUCACGAAUGCCCAUUCAAUAUAUUAUUGGUGAAUGGGACUUCAGAGAUAUAACGUUGAAGCUGGAACCUCCAAUUUUCAUUCCUCGACCAGAAACUGAAGUUCUUGUUGAUUAUUCAUUAAAAAGCAUAAAUAAUUUAAAAAACAAAAGUUGCAGUAUAUUAGAAAUUGGCUGUGGCUCUGGUGCAAUCAGUCUCUCACUUUUGAAAUCAAACAAUGAUUUAACCGUUACAGCAAUUGAUAUCAACCCUCAUGCUUGCGAUUUAACAAUGCAAAAUGCAAAAAAUUUGAAACUCGAUCUUCGUUUAAGCUUGUUCAAUGCAAAAAUGAACGAAGAUGGCACCAUUAAUAUUUUAAAAAACGACUUCUCAAAUCAGGAUUUCAAUUUUAUGGAAAAAAAGUUUGACUUCAUCAUAAGUAAUCCUCCUUACAUUCCAACAAAGAAAAUAUUCAAACUUCAACCAGAGAUAACAUUGUACGAGGACAUAGUAGCCUUAGAUGGUGGAAAAGAUGGUCUACAAUUGAUCAAAGCCAUCAUAAAAUUUGCUUCUCAAGCUCUCUAUAAAGGUGGUUAUCUUAUUUUGGAAGUUGACAGCACACAUCCGAGUGAAAUAUCAUCUUUUAUAGAACAAAUUUAUUCGGAUGAACUUAAAGUUAAAGAAGUUUAUAAAGACUUUUGUAAAAAUGAUCGAUUCGUAGAAAUAGUUAAAAUUAAAUAA
Messenger RNA from Copidosoma floridanum, 1262 nucleotides. RefSeq names its product HemK methyltransferase 1 (gene HemK1). Gene Ontology annotation, molecular function: protein methyltransferase activity; nucleic acid binding. Gene Ontology annotation, cellular component: mitochondrion. NCBI's taxonomy places the organism in Eukaryota, Metazoa, Arthropoda, Insecta, Hymenoptera, Encyrtidae. The record is from RefSeq and is a predicted model, not a curated record. Gene Ontology annotation, biological process: protein methylation.